Clavispora lusitaniae ATCC 42720 is the source of this 981-nucleotide messenger RNA. Its product is annotated as dolichyl-diphosphooligosaccharide--protein glycotransferase. NCBI's taxonomy places the organism in Eukaryota, Fungi, Ascomycota, Pichiomycetes, Serinales, Metschnikowiaceae. The record is from RefSeq and is a predicted model, not a curated record. Gene Ontology annotation, cellular component: oligosaccharyltransferase complex.
AUGAAGUUCUGGGUCCCGGUAUUGUUUUCGUGGUUGUGGCUGGUGGCACUUGCCGCAUAUUCCAACACGGAAAUGCGCCAGAUUCUUUCGGCCAAGGCCUCAAGUGGUGUCAUUGACAUUGCCGACGAUAACUUUGAAAAGUUUCUCUCAGGCGCCCGUGAUUACCACUUAGUGGUUUUCAUGUCGUCAGACUCUCCACAGCUCAAUUGCAUCUUGUGUCGUGAGGUUCAGCCUGCGUACCGUGCAGUGGCAAGCUCAUGGGACCAUGCCUUCCCCAAAGGUGUGGAUGACGGGAAAGACGUCUACUUUUUGGCCGCAGAAUUCGCCGACAACAGAAAGUUGUUCCAGCUUAUGCAAUUGGACUCGAUCCCCAAAAUCUUCCACUUUGCACCAUCUUCGGAUCCCUCUCCACGGGCUUGGCUCAAGGAAAACACACAAUACCAGUUUUUCCAAGGCGAACAUGUAAGCUUACUCAGACAAUGGGUUGCGUCCUUCACGGGAAAGCUUUUCGAUAUUUACGUUCCGCCAGACUAUGGCCGCAUGGCCAUGAAUGCCUGUGUCACAUUUGCGGUGGUUAUGGUGGUCAGAAGAUUCAGAGGCACUUUAUUGAAUGUUCUCAACUCGUCCUUCACUUGGGGUACCUUGUCACUCGUGUUGAUUUUGUUGUUUGUCAGUGGCUACAUGUUCAAUCAGAUCAGAAACACUCCAUACUUGCGUGAAAAUGGUAACAACAUCGAAUACAUUGCACCAAACCCUCAGGCUCAGUAUGGCUUGGAAACCCAAUUGCUUUCGACUUUGUACGGGUCUUUGGGAAUGGCAUUUGUUCUUUUGGUGAAUAAGGCUGGCUCUAUCCGCAAUCCUAAGGUACAAUUUUUUGCUGUGGCUGUGGUAUUGACCGCCAUAUAUUUCUUAUACAGUCUCUUCCUUUUCAUCUUCUCCCAAAAGCACAUGGGUUACCCAUACAUGAUGUUUGAAUUUUGA